This is a messenger RNA of Enhydra lutris kenyoni (northern sea otter), 1978 nucleotides long. RefSeq names its product cholecystokinin B receptor. Gene Ontology annotation, molecular function: cholecystokinin receptor activity; gastrin receptor activity. The record is from RefSeq and is a predicted model, not a curated record. Gene Ontology annotation, biological process: phospholipase C-activating G protein-coupled receptor signaling pathway. Gene Ontology annotation, cellular component: plasma membrane. NCBI's taxonomy places the organism in Eukaryota, Metazoa, Chordata, Mammalia, Carnivora, Mustelidae.
AUGGAGCUGCUAAAGCUGAAUCGGAGCGCGCAGGGGUCCGGAACCGGGCCGGGGGCUUCCCUGUGCCGCCCGGGGGGGGCCCUCCUCAACAGCAGCGGUGCGGGCAACCUCAGCUGCGAGCCCCCUCGCAUCCGCGGAGCCGGGACACGAGAAUUGGAGCUGGCCAUUAGGGUCACCCUUUAUGCAGUGAUCUUUCUGAUGAGUGUUGGAGGAAAUGUGCUCAUCAUCGUGGUCUUGGGACUGAGCCGCCGCCUGAGGACUGUCACCAACGCCUUCCUGCUCUCACUGGCAGUCAGCGACCUCCUGCUGGCUGUGGCUUGCAUGCCCUUCACCCUCCUGCCCAAUCUCAUGGGCACGUUCAUCUUUGGCACAGUCGUCUGUAAGGCGGUUUCCUACCUCAUGGGGGUGUCUGUGAGUGUGUCCACACUGAGCCUCGUGGCCAUCGCCCUGGAGCGAUACAGUGCCAUCUGUCGACCACUGCAGGCACGCGUGUGGCAGACGCGUUCCCACGCAGCUCGUGUGAUUAUAGCCACAUGGAUGCUCUCUGGACUGCUCAUGGUGCCCUACCCAGUGUACACCGUGGUGCAGCCAGCAGGAGCGUCCCGUGUGCUGCAGUGCGUGCAUCGCUGGCCCAAUGCACGUGUCCGCCAAACCUGGUCGGUACUGCUGCUCCUGCUUCUGUUCUUCGUCCCGGGUGUGGUUAUGGCUGUGGCCUACGGACUCAUCUCCCGUGAGCUCUACUUAGGGCUUCGCUUUGAUGAAGACAGUGACAACGAGAGCCAGAGCCGAGUCCGAAGCCAAGAAGGGCUGCGGAAUGGGGCGGGACCAGGUCCCGCCCACCCGACUGGGCGUUGCCGGUUGGGGAAUGGGCUGGCUGGCGAGGACGGUGACGGCUGCUACGUGCAGCUUCCGCGCUCCCGGCAGACCCUGGAGCUGUCCGCGCUGACCGCGCCCACUCCUGGGCCAGGAUAUGGCCCCCGGCCCUACCAGGCCAAGCUGUUGGCUAAGAAGCGCGUGGUGCGGAUGUUGCUGGUGAUUGUUGUGCUUUUUUUCCUGUGUUGGUUGCCACUGUACAGCGCCAACACGUGGCGUGCCUUCGACAGCUCUGGCGCACACCGCGCACUUUCAGGGGCGCCGAUCUCUUUCAUCCACUUGCUCAGCUACGCCUCAGCCUGUGUCAACCCCCUGGUCUACUGCUUCAUGCACCGUCGCUUUCGCCAGGCCUGCCUUGAGACGUGUGCCCGCUGCUGCCCCAGGCCUCCACGCGCUCGCCCCAGGCCUCUUCCCGAUGAGGACCCUCCCACCCCUUCCAUUGCUUCACUGUCCAGACUGAGCUACACCACCAUCAGCACACUAGGGCCUGGCUGAGGCGCAGAGGAGGAGCGGAGGCUGAGGCGGGACACCCCCAUUCCUACAAGCAGGGACCCAUCCAGACACACAAGAGACACACACCCACUGACACAAGAGACACACACCCACUGACACCCAAAAGCAUGGACUAAUCCCAGUGCGUGUGCACAUGCACACACAAGCACAGUUAGCUUACCUGACACAAACUAAACUCCCACACAGGAAAUUAGGCACACUCUUGAUAUGGGACUGAGCCUGGCGCACACAAACAUGGCACUGACCUUAGACAUACACACACACAGCAUCCCUAGCAAUGGACUAUCCGUACUUAGCGGAAACGCAGGGAGGCUGGCCUGCCUCUCGUAUACACACAGUAAUGGCACUGAUUCUUUAAGGCUCCGGAUCCGGGCACAGUACCAAGUCCUGAGAUGCUCCAGGCCACCCCCAGUUUGACCUCACAGUGCCCUUCCCCAUUUCAGCACUGAAAAUACCACCCAGCCUAAUCUCACACCUCCCUGACCCAACAGAUUGUUCUGCACUGAAAAGUCCCUUCAUUCCUUUCCAGUUCCAUACUAUGGCCGUGCCCCUCUUCCCUCACCCAAACUCUUUGAGAAAUAAAAAUGACUUG